AUGACUGAUGACGAAAAUCAAGCUAGCGAUCCUUCACGCAAGCAUUGUGGUUCCGCGCUCCAUUCGGGCCCACGCAAAAAAGGGCAAGUCAUAUUUCACUUGGUUCACAGUACCUUCCUCAUUGUCUUGCACAGGACUUCAUCUAACCCCCUUGCUCUUCACGGCCGGCAUUUUGGUCGGACAGUGUUUGCCCUGUGCAAUUAUCCUGCUCUUCUGACUGCCGGUAUACUGCGACUUGAAGACUUACAGGACUCUCCCAUCGAAGAUUAUCCAGCGGACGUUCAACGCGAACAUAGGGUGUUCAUGGAAUUAAUAGAUUCUUACCCUGGUCUUUUAGCUCGUUUAACGGACGGCGAUGAGGAGGAUAUUAUUCACGUGGGAGAACUGCUAGGUAAAGGAGCCUCUGGUGCGCGAGGCGACGACACAAAGACCCUAAAAUCUGCUGUCCUCGAGUGGCUUGUGCCCAGAGGACAGCCACUCAUACCGCCCCUCUCCCGAAAUAUGAAGUCGGACCGUGGGUUCAACCAUGAAGUAACCGGCAGAUUGCUCUGCCCCGCGGGCCUUGACUGGUCAAACGCAGAAACCAAGCAGAGUCUGAAGAGCGGUGAAAUUGCCGUCCGUGGUGAUCAAUGGCCCGUAUUCUUAUAUUCUGGAUACGAGUAUGAUCCUGAUGAUCCAUGGAAGGGUUUACUCAAAAGUGAGAUACUAAUUUUCGGCUUUAAACACGUCUUUACAUCUCCGAGCUCGGUGGAUAGGGAGCCAAAGGCUAUGCGCUCUGGUAAUGCUUACUUGCAUGGUAUGAAAUCCGUGACUAAAGGUUCUCUAGCUUAUAUUGCUACCCAGAUUCAGUUUUCCUUAAGUUCGUUGUCGGUGUUUUCACGUACUGACACAGUUACGGACUCGGAAAUUUUUUAUCAUAGUAUUCUUGACUUACUAGAGGAUCCUGACGAGAUUGAGGAAGUUACUGACUUGAUGACGUGGUGGACAAGUCGCGUGUUUCCUAAUUCUUCUUCACAGCGCACUAUAAGCAAAAACAGUGCGCUGUUCAAGAUUUGA
Molecule: messenger RNA, 1056 nt
Organism: Suillus fuscotomentosus
Lineage: Eukaryota; Fungi; Basidiomycota; Agaricomycetes; Boletales; Suillaceae
Exons: 7
Coding region: 1-1056 (351 amino acids)
Source: RefSeq, a predicted model, not a curated record